GUCCCACGAUCAUGGCACGUCACCAGCUUUUCAGUUCGCUUUUCCUUCUGCUGGCCAUCUGGGCCAUGACUUGUACGGCACAGACUCAACGCCGGCGUACUUUGCGCCUCCGUCCGGUGGCGUUUGCCAGGCAGGAGGUGGCUCCCACUCCCUAUCCAUCGGCUGCGGAGCUAAAACCUGCCGCCGAACAGCCCGCAUUGACCUACGGACCUCCUGAGGAUGUUGAUACUGAUGCCUUGCCAUCGGAUCAGGAGCCACCAGUGGACAAUUUUGAGCCUAACCCUGAGACCGAGGAGGUUGACACCGAGGAGAACUCCCUGGAGGUGACCACACCAUCCUCUGCUCCUGCCCGCUUACGCAGCCGACAGAGAUUGGCCAAGUUGCAAGUGGCUAAGCCCAAGCGUCUGCGCCAACGCAUCGCUCGACUGGAGGAGUUGCCCGUUGAUGAGGCAGUGGCUCCAGUUGUUCCAGUAGCUCAGGCUCCUGCUUUGGCAACACCCCAGUUCUACUAUGUGGGCGCUGGCCAGCAGCCCUACUAUCUUGCCUAUAACGCUGCUCCCCAGCAAUUGGGCUGGUAACCAAUUUCUUGUUUUCCUUUACUUACACAUUGUUCAAUUUGAUUUGUUUUUGUCGUUGAAAAUAUAU
Messenger RNA from Drosophila eugracilis, 645 nucleotides. RefSeq lists its product as uncharacterized. The transcript has a single exon. NCBI's taxonomy places the organism in Eukaryota, Metazoa, Arthropoda, Insecta, Diptera, Drosophilidae. Bases 12 to 578 code for a protein of 188 amino acids. The record is from RefSeq and is a predicted model, not a curated record.